AUGGCUGCCCCAAUGGACUCCCCAGUCCCUGAGAAGCCGGAAGCAUCAGACUUCAAGAAUGAAGCCAACCCACAAGCAGAUAAGAUCAAAACAGAACGGGGUGUCGACACCCACGCCGAACGCGCCUCGAACUCCGACACAGCAAGCCGCGAAGACAAACCUAAAUUACAUACCGGCGGCAAGCUCGAGCUAACAGAAGAUGACUGCUACGAAAAGCUCGGCUUCUGCUUCCCAGUAUGGAAGAAAUGGAUGAUUCUCAGCGUCAUCUUCGCCGUUCAGAUGUCCAUGAACUUCAACACAGGAGUCUACGCCAAUGCCGUACCUGGCCUGACCGAAAAAUUCCAUAUCAGCGAACAAGCCGCGCGAGUCGGACAAUGUGUGUUCCUGGUUGCAUACGCAUUCGGAUGUGAGCUCUGGGCACCAUGGAGUGAGGAAUUCGGCCGCUGGCCCAUCAUGCAGCUCUCCCUAUUCCUCGUGAACAUCUGGCAAAUCCCCUGCGCCCUCGCACCCAACUACGGCACAAUCGUCGUAUGCCGUGUCCUCGGCGGCCUCAGUUCCGCCGGAGGCUCAGUCACCCUCGGUAUGACAGCUGAUAUGUGGGAAGCUGACGACCAAGGCUACGCAGUAGCCUUUGUGGUUCUCUCAUCUGUAGGCGGAUCAACGGUCGGACCUUUCUUCGGCGGUAUGAUCGGUGAAUGGCUGUCAUGGGAGUGGGUAUUCUGGAUGCAAUUGAUCGUCGGAGGCGUAACGCAACUCAUGCACUUCUUCAUCGUGCCGGAAACACGCACGACGAUCCUAAUCGACCGCGAAGCGAAACGACGCCGCAAGAACGGAGAAGACAUCUGGGGACCGAAUGAACUGAAAACCCCACGUCUAGACAUCCACGACGUACUACGGAUCUGGAUCCGUCCCUUCGAGAUGUUCAUCCGCGAACCAAUCGUGCUCUGCCUCUCCCUUCUCUCCGGUUUCUCCGAUGCCUUGAUCUUCGUCUUCACCGAGUCAUUCUCACUAGUCUUCGAACAAUGGUCUUUCAGCGUCCUAGCCGUCGGUAUGACCUUCGCCUCAAUCCUCAUCGGCUACAUAAUAGCCUACGUCGUCUUCCUGCCCGACAUCCACCGCCAAAUCCAAACACGGCGCAAACACGGCACAGCAAGCCGUCUCGCAGAGCGUCGUCUCCUCCUUCUCCUCUUCAUCGCACCCCUCGAACCAAUCGGCCUCCUAGGCUUCGCAUGGACAUCAAUGGGCCCACCAAUCCCCUGGAUCGCGCCGUGUAUCUUCGCCUGUCUAAUCGCAAUGGCAAACUACGCAAUCUACAUGGCCACCAUAGACUACAUGGUUGCGGCGUACGGGCCGUACUCUGCCUCUGCGACAGGUGGUAAUGGCUUCGCACGAGACUUCCUCGCUGGUGUCGCGACCAUGUACUCCGUCCCCAUGUACCAGAAUAUGGGGGACAAGUAUCAUCUCCAGUGGGCGAGUACGCUACUCGGCUGUGUGGGAUUCUUGGUCUUGAUUCCGAUUUAUGUCUUCUACUGGAAGGGUCCCGAGAUCAGAGCCAAGAGUAAAUUCGCGCAGCAGCUGGCUGCUGAUCGGGAGAGGCAUACUGAAAGUAGGAGAGCUAGUCAGGUGAGGAGCUCGGUUGGGGCAUAG
Molecule: messenger RNA, 1647 nt
Organism: Penicillium vulpinum
Lineage: Eukaryota; Fungi; Ascomycota; Eurotiomycetes; Eurotiales; Aspergillaceae
Product: Major facilitator superfamily domain general substrate transporter
Exons: 1
Coding region: 1-1647 (548 amino acids)
Biological process (GO): transmembrane transport
Molecular function (GO): transmembrane transporter activity
Source: RefSeq, a predicted model, not a curated record